AUGUCGCUCCCACAGCCCCUUCCCUAUGUCCCAACCGCGGAUGAGAUCGUUCCAGCGAUGCACCGCGUAAUCAACAAAUACAACGCUAUCCGCACCCAAAUCCUCCAAACAACUACUCCUUCCACUGCAACCUUCAGCAAUGUCAUUCUUCCCUUAGUGGAUGUCGAAAAUGCCGUCCAAGGCGAGCUAGGCAUGAUUGACAUGCUCCAAUAUGGGUCUCCGUCCCUCGAUACACAAGGCGCGUUCGAUGAGGCCCGAAAGUUGUACCUUAAAGCCUCGGCACUAUGGGCAGCAGAUGAACCCUUUUUCAGACUUCUAGAGGCGGCAAUAGAGAAGCCGGAGUUCCAGGCGCUGGACGCGGAAUCGAAGCACUUGCUAGAGAAGGAGCUCUUGGAGUAUAGGCAUGCUGGUCAUGGCAUCCUAGGGCACGUGGAGUUGGAGGAGUACCAGAAGCGCAAUAUGGAGAUUGCGCAGUUAGAAAGGAGGUUUCAGCAGAAUUUGGCUAGGGAGGCCGGGGGAGUAUGGUUUACGUUAGAGGAGUUGGAUGGAGUGCCAGGAGAUGAGUUGGCGAAGUGGCGCGAUUCUCCAGCAGAAGGCGAAUUGACUAAUGAAAAGCACCAGCAACGGAAGAAGUUUGUGCCAUUCGCAAAUGGAGGAACACUGGCUGUAUUAACACAUGCUCAUUCUUCAGAAACUCGCAAGAGAAUGUUUCUGGAGGAUAAUUUGAAGCUGAAGGAGAAUAUGCCGCUAUUUGAAGAUAUUAUCAAGCGCCGUGCUCGGCAGGCACAGGUCCUGAAAUAUCCAAGUCACACGGCAUUAAGGAUCGAGAGGCGCAUGGUGAAGACCACAGAAUGGGUGAAAGGAUUCCUACGUCAACUACAGGCCACUCUUUGUCCCUAUGGCCAAGGUGAGAUCGCAGUAUUGCAGCGUCGACGGCUAGAAGAUCUACGAGCGAGAGGCCAAUUCGGUGAUAAAGAAGCCGGAGAUAGGUUUCCCCCCUGGGAAAAGCGAUACUAUGAGCGGCUGGUGCAACGUGAGUUUGAAGUUGACCAGCUGAAGAUCUCAGAGUUCUUCCCGCUGGAGAGAACUGCAACUAACAUGCUAGGCAUCUUUGCCUCUUUGCUUAAUCUGAGAACCCAUCCGAAAAGCUGA
Messenger RNA from Aspergillus thermomutatus, 1152 nucleotides. RefSeq lists its product as uncharacterized. Gene Ontology annotation, biological process: peptide metabolic process; proteolysis. Bases 1 to 1152 code for a protein of 383 amino acids. Gene Ontology annotation, molecular function: metalloendopeptidase activity. The transcript has a single exon. Gene Ontology annotation, cellular component: mitochondrial intermembrane space. The record is from RefSeq and is a predicted model, not a curated record. NCBI's taxonomy places the organism in Eukaryota, Fungi, Ascomycota, Eurotiomycetes, Eurotiales, Aspergillaceae.